Molecule: messenger RNA, 338 nt
Organism: Dipodomys spectabilis (banner-tailed kangaroo rat)
Lineage: Eukaryota; Metazoa; Chordata; Mammalia; Rodentia; Heteromyidae
Product: cytochrome c oxidase subunit 6C-like
Exons: 1
Coding region: 1-228 (75 amino acids)
Biological process (GO): mitochondrial electron transport, cytochrome c to oxygen
Source: RefSeq, a predicted model, not a curated record
AUGGCUUCUGGUACAUUGGCAAAAUCUCAGUUGUGGGGUCUUCUGGCCAAGCGUCUGUGGAUUCAUAUUGUUGGAGCAUUCAUUGUCUCUUUGGGGGUCUCAGCUCUCUGUAAGUUUGGUGUGGCUGAACCAAGAAAGAAGGCAUAUGCAGAUUUCUACAGAAAUUAUGAUUCCAUGAAAGGUUUUGAGGAGAUGAGGAAGGCAGGUAUCUUUCAGAGUGCAAAGUGAAUUUGGAAUGUAAAGAAUUUCUUUGGAUUGACCUGUGUUCCUGAACUAUGAAACAUAAAUAUGUGGGCUGAUGAGUAGUUUCUCUUAUAAAUAAACAAAUACUGUGGACC